Peromyscus californicus insignis is the source of this 1263-nucleotide messenger RNA. RefSeq names its product serine protease inhibitor A3N-like. The record is from RefSeq and is a predicted model, not a curated record. Gene Ontology annotation, biological process: negative regulation of endopeptidase activity. Gene Ontology annotation, molecular function: serine-type endopeptidase inhibitor activity. Bases 1 to 1263 code for a protein of 420 amino acids. NCBI's taxonomy places the organism in Eukaryota, Metazoa, Chordata, Mammalia, Rodentia, Cricetidae. The transcript is spliced from 4 exons.
AUGGCCCUCCUUGUAGCUCUUGGGCUCUUGAUGGCUGGGUUCUGCCCUGCUGUUCACUGUCAAUCAGAUGGUACAUUGGGAAGAAACACUGAGGUCCAGGAAGACCAAAACAAUGGGACACAAAUGGACAGUCUGACACUGGCCUCCAUCAACACUGACUUUGCUUUCAGCUUCUACAAAGAGUUGGCUUUGAAGAAUCCAGAUAAAAAUGUUGUCUUCUCCCCACUCAGCAUCUCAGCUGCCUUGGCCUUCUUGUCCUUGGGAGCCAGCAGCAAUACCCUGGAAGAGAUUCUAGAAGGUCUCAAGUUCAAUCUGACAGAGACCCCUGAGGCAGAUAUCCACCGGGGCUUUGGGCAACUCCUCCAAAUGCUCAGUCAGCCAGAUGACCAGGUGAAGAUCAGCAUAGGCAGCAUGAUGUUUGUUGAAAAGCGCCUGCAGAUCCUGGCAGAGUUCAAGGAGAAGGCAAGCGCGCUGUACCAGGCUGAGGCCUCUGUGACUGACUUCCAGCAGCCUCAUGAGGCCAAAAAGCUCAUCAAUGACUAUGUGAGGAAACAGACCCAGGGGAAGAUCAAGGAAUUGAUCUCAGACCUGGAUGAGAAAACAUUAAUGGUGCUGGUGAAUUACAUCUACUUUAAAGGGAAAUGGGAGAGGCCAUUUGAGCCUCAUUUCACACAUGAGUCUGACUUCUACUUGGAUGAGAAGAGGACUGUGAAGGUGCCCAUGAUGAAAGAUAAAUUUCUAACCACACCCUACUUCCGGGAUGAGGAUCUGAACUGCUCUGUGGUGGAGAUAAAGUACAGAGGCAAUGCCAGCGCCCUGUUCAUCCUCCCUGACAUGGGCAGGAUGCAGCAAGUGGAAGCCAGUUUGCAACCAGAGACCCUGAAGAAGUGGAAGGACUCUCUGAGGUCCAGGAUGAUUGACGAGCUCUACAUGCCCAAGUUCUCCAUCUCCAGUGACUACAGCAUAGAGAACAUCCUUCAACAGCUGGGUAUCAGGGAAGUCUUCUCCACACAGGCUGACCUGUCUGGGAUCACAGGGGCCAAGGACCUGACAGUCUCUAAGGUGGUCCACAAGGCUGUGCUGGACGUGGCUGAGACAGGCACAGAAGCAGCGGCUGCCACGGGACUCAUUCCUCUUGGAUCGGCUCUAAUUUUGAACCCUCUGGAAGUGAAUUUAAACAGGGCAUUUCUGAUGAUUAUCUUUGACAGGAAUACACAGACUCCACUCUUUAUGGCCAAAGUCUCAAAUCCCAAUGAAAAGUAG